AUGGUUGAAGAUGAAGAAAAACUGAGGCGAAUUCACCUGGGUAACGAUGAAUUUAGCGGGUUGAUCGGUGGCCUUGCGGGGAAUUUUGUCGAGAGUCAAGUUGGUGGUGGUGUUGGACAAAUUCUUGGUGGACUACUGCGAGGAGGUGGAAGGAGUCUAGAUCAUGGUGGAAUCGAUAUCGGGAAUUUAAUUGGUCAGUUUGUUGGAAGUAGCAGUCGAGGAACAGGUGGUGGAGGAGACAAUGUACCGAUCGAUUUUUUUCGUGGUGGUGUUAUCGAAGUGCUGUCAGAUAUGAUCGGUAAAGCGGCACAUCACUUUCUCGGUGUUGAUCCGCAUACAGGUCGUAUUAUCGGUGCAGUUGCCGGUAAUGUGCUGUUUGAUUUAGGUGGGAAAGAUAACAAAUUAUCGGAUAUUGGCAAAGUUGUUCUAGAUAACAUUAUUUCGGGAAAAUUUCAUCGGAAGGUUGAUCCUUAUAUUCCACGGGAACCACGUCUGAUUCCACAUCCACCAUCACCAAGACAAAAAGCCCAAGCACUUGACUUUUAUGAAACACGUGAUCGAUGUUUGCAGUCCAACACUCUUUUCGAAGAUCCAGAAUUUCUAGCGGAUGAUUCCAGUUUGUUCUACAGUAGACGACCUCCGAAGUUCGUCAAAUGGCUUCGCCCAGGAGAAAUCGUCCGUGAACCACUGUUAAUUUCGGAAGGACAAACUCGCUUCGAUGUGAUUCAAGGUGAAUUGGGAGACUGCUGGUUGAUGGCUGGUGCUGCAAGUUUGACUCUGCGUGAUGAGCUAUUCUAUCGUGUGAUCCCACCGGACCAGAGUUUCACCGAAAAUUAUGCUGGAAUAUUUCAUUUCCAAUUCUGGCAUUAUGGUGAUUGGGUGGAUGUGGUUAUUGAUGAUAGAUUACCAACAUCAAAUGGGGAACUUUUGUACAUGCAUUCCCGUGAAAAUAACGAAUUCUGGAGUGCUUUGAUGGAAAAAGCAUAUGCCAAAUUGUACGGCAACUAUGAAGUAUUAAGAGGUGGUACAACAUCGGAAGCGUUGGAAGACAUGACUGGUGGUUUAACAGAGUUUGUCGAUUUAAGAGAGCCACCGCCAAAUUUAUUGCAAAUGAUGUUUCGAGGCUUUGAAAUGGGUUCUCUGUUUGGAUGUAGUAUUGAGGCUUCAGCAUGGGAAUUCGAGGCACGUACACCGCAAGGGUUAGUCAAAGGUCAUGCCUAUAGCAUUACAGGAAUGAGACUGGUUGAAACAGGACAAGACAAAAUUCCGCUACUAAGACUCCGUAAUCCAUGGGGUAAUGAACAGGAAUGGAAUGGUGACUGGUCAGAUAACAGUGAAUUAUGGAAUUAUGUUUCCGAUCAGCAGAAGAAAGAUAUGAAUCUUGUCUUGGCGCAUGAUGGCGAAUUUUGGAUGUCAUUUGAUGACUUCAUGCGAUACUUCAAUAGAAUGGAAAUUUGCAAUUUGGGACCUGAUGUUAUGGAUGAAGUACGAGAGAUGACUGGUAUGUCGAUGAAAGAUGUUGGUUACGGACGCUGGAAUACUCGUUGCCACCUUGGCGCAUGGAUAGGUGAUAUGGCUGGUGGUUGCCGAAAUUAUUUAAAUACCUUUGCCAAUAACUCCCAAUUCGCCAUGACUUUAUCUAACCCAAAUCCUGAAGAUGAAGAUGGCCUUUGUACAGUAAUCAUUGCUGUGUUGCAAAAGAAUCGUCGUGAAAUGAAAGUCUAUGGAUUGGACAAUCUUGCUAUUGGUUUUGCUGUUUAUAAGGUCAAUGAAAUUUAUGGUCGUUUGGAUCGCAACUUUUUUGCAUCACAUAAAUCAUGCGCGAGAAAUGCUGCAUUUAUCAAUCUUCGUGAGGUAACUGGCCGUUUCCGCCUUCAACCCGGCAAUUACAUCAUAAUUCCAUCAACUUAUGAACCUGGUGAAGAAGGUGAAUACAUGCUUCGUAUGUACACCAAUGUGACCAUCUCUUCCGAGGAGCUUGGUUAA
Cercopithifilaria johnstoni is the source of this 1986-nucleotide messenger RNA. The record is from the annotation of a GenBank genome assembly. NCBI's taxonomy places the organism in Eukaryota, Metazoa, Nematoda, Chromadorea, Rhabditida, Onchocercidae.